Molecule: messenger RNA, 2117 nt
Organism: Thunnus maccoyii (southern bluefin tuna)
Lineage: Eukaryota; Metazoa; Chordata; Actinopteri; Scombriformes; Scombridae
Gene: anp32b
Product: acidic (leucine-rich) nuclear phosphoprotein 32 family, member B
Exons: 7
Coding region: 688-1482 (264 amino acids)
Biological process (GO): regulation of apoptotic process
Cellular component (GO): nucleus
Molecular function (GO): histone binding
Source: RefSeq, a predicted model, not a curated record
UGCAAUUAAAAUGAUGCAUUUACAAAAAAAUAACAUUAUUUAGAGUAAUUUCUGCUUUCACUUGCAACAGGUUUUAAUAGUAAUAGCUGUUCAAAACAAGAUGUCUUUAUGUUACAUAUUUGCCCUACUUACACAUUGAAAGCGACACAAUAACAAUUUUACGUUAAAUAUGAAAAAUCUGGGCAUGUUUUCAAGCUAUUUAACAUUAUUAAGCAGAUAAACAAAGUUCACCAUAUGACCUACUUUAACGCCUAAAUUGGUUGAAUGCUAUUAUGCGUCGACUGUGCACAUGUAUAUACACGGCAUUUCUUUAUUUUAUUUAAAAAAAAAAACUGACUUUAAAUACAAAAAAAAGAAGAAAAGCUUCUUGUCUUCAUAAACAUAACACAAUACUUUCCUUUGCAGAAAUAAAUUGCACCAUAGCACUGUGUGGAGGCAGCGUCAUGUUUUGUGACUGCAAUGCCAUUUUAGAGGCGAUGGGCGUUUCUGGACGCAGAUGGCGCUGUUGAGCAUAUAUUUUGUUUCAGUCCCGUUUCCCUCCAUGGUUUCUCCUCUCUCCGACUAACUUAGCGUUUGGCUCAGUUCAUUAUACAGUCCUAUAUUCUCCCUCCAUUAGGGCAUCUCUGCCUUUGGACUGAAGAUCCCACCAAAACCCAAGAGAGAAAAGUUUAACUUUCAUAGGGCAAGAUGGACAUGAAAAAGAGGAUCCACUUGGAGCUAAGAAACAGGACACCGUCUGAUGUACGAGAACUUGUCCUUGACAAUUGUCGAUCGGUUGAAGGAAAAAUCGAAGGCCUCACAGCUGAGUUUGUCAACCUGGAGUUUCUCAGUUUGAUAAAUGUUGGCUUAAUGUCAGUCUCCAACCUGCCCAAACUAGGAAAACUCAAAAAGCUGGAGUUGAGCGACAACAGAAUCAGCGGCGGCCUCGAUGUUUUAGCAGAGAAACUACCCAACCUCACACAUCUAAACCUGAGUGGCAACAAAUUGAAAGACAUCAGCACGUUGGAACCAUUGAAAAAGCUGGACAACCUGAAGAGUUUGGACCUGUUCAACUGUGAAGUGACAAACCUCAACGACUACAGAGAGAGUGUGUUCAAACUGCUGCCCCAGCUCACCUACCUGGACGGUUAUGACCUGGAGGACAGGGAAGCCUCUGACUCUGACGGAGAGGCGGACGGAGACGGUGUAGACGAUGAAGACGAUGAAGAGGGAGAGGAAGAGGAGGAUGAGGAUGGAGAGGAGGAAGACUUUGACGAGGAAGAGGACGAGGAGGAAGAUGAAGAGGAGGUAGAAGGAGAAGAGGACGAUGAGGAGGUCAGCGGAGAAGAUGAGGAGGAAGACUUUGGUCAGGAUGGGGAAGUGGAUGAAGAAGAUGAAGAUGAGGAUGAAGAUGAAGACGAAGCAGAAGCCGGCAAAGGCGAGAAGAGAAAGCGAGACCCAGAGGAUGAAGACGACGACGACGACGAUGAAGACGACGAUUAAGAGCAAAACUGAAAACGAGAGCCUACCGAGUUACCCUUCCUCCCCCCCCCCCCCCCCCCCACAAACCCGAACGUCCGCCCUCCUACAACUCGCACCGCCGUUGUAAUCCACGUCUACCCCCCCAGCUCUGAGCUCUUUUACGGGGCAAGACUGUACCGGAUGGGUGGGCCGAGUGGAGCUGCGCCCCCUUAUUAUUUUUUUUUUUCUUCUCCCCCUGCCCCCCAUGGAACUGAGAGCCACCCAACACCCUCCACCUCACCCGACCCACGGCCCCGAGGUUCUCAGGCAGCCCACCACUCAGCAUUCCACAAUUUCACUGUCGACCCCUCUUUAUGUAUUCCUGUGUGAGGACUUUGGGACUGGUAUCUAGUUUUGGGUCUGUGCUUUUAAUAUUUUGUUGAAUGAAUUAUUUUUUGUUGUUGGGUUUAUUAUUUCUCAUUUUUUGUCUUUAUUUUUUUUUUUUUUUUUUUUUUUUUUUCUUAUUUUUUCCCAAUAAAAUUAUUGCUAUAGCAGCUGUGCAACCAGCGAGCCAUGAUUUUUUUGUGUGGCUGCCUGUUGCACAAAUCAAGGUUGUAGCUACAUUUUUACUUUCUGUAUGACAAGAAAACAACUUUGUAAAUAAAAUGUUAACAUUU